Messenger RNA from Saccostrea cuccullata (small rock oyster), 1088 nucleotides. RefSeq lists its product as uncharacterized. The annotation marks the transcript as partial. NCBI's taxonomy places the organism in Eukaryota, Metazoa, Mollusca, Bivalvia, Ostreida, Ostreidae. The transcript has 5 exons. The record is from RefSeq and is a predicted model, not a curated record.
AAACAAUGGAAGAAUUAUUUCCACCAUCUCAACCUGAUUAUCACUAUGGAAUGGAUUCUUCAGCCAGAACCACUUGAGCCAGGACCUCCUGCCCCUGUCAUAGAAGAUCUAUUGACGAGUCCAGAAUUUAUCCAUUCUGAUACACCAAUGGUAUGGUUAAGACGAGCUUUGAUUUUGUCUGAGGAUAUCAUAGCUAAUACAGCAUUGGCAACCAAGGGUCAAAGAAACAAUCCUAUGUGGUCAAUCAUCAGAAAGAACAGGAUAACAGCAUCCAAUUUUGGAGCAGUGCUUAGUACAAAUAGAAGACGAAUUACAAUUUCUCUUAAGAAACGUCUGAUGUCCUCAUACAAUUUGGAAUUAAUCAAAGCAGUUGCUUGGGGAAUAACACAUGAAGAAGACGCAUUGAAAAAAUAUGAACAUGACUUUGGUGCCUCUGUGCAACAAACUGGAAUUUGGCUGCACGAGUCUGGAGUUUUAGGCGCAUCUCCAGAUGGUCUUGUCCUGCACCCACCAAGAUGUGAUGUUAAUUUCCAGACACCAGAAGCUCAGAAUGCUUUACCUGAAGUAGUUGAAGUAAAGUGUCCUUACUCUGCAGCACAUUUAACAAUAUAUGAGGCAGUGCACAGUCUUAAAGACUUUUACCUUGAGUACAGAGAGGACUCUUACUACCUCAAGUCCAACCAUCCUUAUUAUCACCAGAUACAAGGCCAACUACAUUUAUGCAACAAGACCUGCUGUGACUUGAUUGUUUGGACUACCAAGGACUGCAAAGUUAUCCGGAUUAUCAAGGACUCUGGAUGGACAAAAAACAUUGCACAAUUGAUAGAAUUUUAUUUUAAUACAUUCAUUCCUGAAUUAAUCCAAAAUUAAUGUGUUGAAAUAAUAUCUGUAAUAAUCAAAAACAAUCAGAAGUGAUGAACCCUAUUGACACUUCACACUAAAGUGUUCUGAAUAAGUUAUAUUUUUAUAAAAAUUGAGUAAUCCGUCCCAGGAUUUAAAAUUAAUGAAUGAAAUUGAGAAUAUGCAAUGCAUUAUUUGAUUUGUAAUCAAUUCUAACAUUCAUAAAGUUUUAAUAGAGUAUGAUAAAU